AUGAGGAACAUGCCUGGGAGUUUAGAGCCAUUGGACGUGGGGGUUCAGAUACCAUACCACUUCCGGUGUCCAAUCUCGCUGGAACUUAUGAGUGACCCGGUGACCGUGAGCACCGGUCAAACUUACGACAGAGCAAGCAUAGAAUCGUGGGUGGCCACGGGCAAUACCACGUGCCCGGUCACGCGUGCACCGCUCAGUGACUUCACGCUCAUUCCCAACCACACCCUUCGACGGCUUAUCCAGGACUGGUGCGUCGCCAACCGGUCUUUUGGUGUCGAACGUAUUCCGACUCCCAAACAACCCGCUGACCCGACCUUGGUUCGGUCCUUGCUGAGUCAAGCCUCGUCCCUGUCGAAUCCUCUGAAUUCAAGACUCUCUGCGUUAAGGAGACUCAGAGGACUCGCUCGUGACUCGGAUAAGAACCGGUCUGUGAUCUGUGCUCACAGCGCACAUGAAGUUUUGCUUUCUAUUGCUUUUUCGAAUUUGGAUUCGGUCUCGUCCGAGUUGAAUCACGAGUCACUGGCCCUUCUGUCGAUGUUUCCGCUUUCGGAGUCCGAGUGUAUGCUUGUAGCUUCCCGUCCGGAUCGAGUUGGUUAUCUUGUGGCUCUUCUAUUCCAUUCUUCCAUUGAUGUCCGAGUUAACUCUGCUGCGUUGAUUGAAAUCGUCUUAGCUGGGACGAGAUCGCCGGAGCUCCGAGCGGAAAUCAGCAAUGCCGACGAAAUCUUUGAAGGAAUUGUUGGAAUUCUCACCUAUCCAAUGGCUUAUCCGCGGGCUUUAAAAAUCGGAAUCAAAGCAUUGUUCGCUUUGUGCUUGGUUAAGCAACACCGUCACAAGGCGGUGACCGCCAGAGCGGUAGAGGCGGUGAUCGAUCGAUUGGCAGAUUUCGAGAAAUGCGACGCCGAGAGAGCGCUGGCCACGGUAGAGCUCCUCUGCCGGAUUCCAUCUGGAUGCGCGGCGUUUGCUUCUCACGCGCUGACUGUACCGCUAUUGGUGAAGAUAAUCUUGAAGGUUUCAGAUCGAGCCACCGAGUACGCCGCCGGAGCUCUGCUAUCACUGUGUUCUACCUCCGAGUUGACUCAGCGAGAGGCGGUGGCCGCCGGCGUGUUGACACAGUUGUUGUUACUCGUUCAGAGCGAUUGUACGCAACGAGCGAAGAGAAAAGCGCAAAUGUUGUUGAAAUUGCUUCGCGAUUCGUGGCCUGAGGACUCAACUGCCAAUUCAGAUGAUUUUGGUUGCAGCGAUUUGGUUCCAUUUUGA
This is a messenger RNA of Ilex paraguariensis (yerba mate), 1257 nucleotides long. Lineage: Eukaryota; Viridiplantae; Streptophyta; Magnoliopsida; Aquifoliales; Aquifoliaceae. The record is from the annotation of a GenBank genome assembly.